UUGUUCCCGCGAAGCGUAUCCCCUUCAUUCCCGUCUCACCUAGAAGUUUGUUUCUCUCUCGUUCUCGCUGAUUUUACUAAAAUGGCGACGGCUUCUUUUUCAUCAUUCGGAUCAAUCCAACGGAUCCCAAAUUCAUCAAAUUUCACCAAAAUUUCUUCUUCUUGUUGUUCAUCAUCCACGUUGGGGCAACGGCAAAUUGUCUGUAGAGAACCCAGUAUAGACUUAUCCAGUUCCUCUGAUGGUAUUGAAAGCUGGGAUUGUGGACUUGUAUUCAAUCGAAGGCAAGUGUUGCUGUCGUCUGUGGGAGUUUUAACAGCUUCCAUUUGUAAUGCUGGAAGGGCAGCAGCUGAAUUUGCUGACAUGCCUGCUUUGAGAGGAAAGGACUAUGGGAAGACAAAGAUGCGAUAUCCUGACUAUACUGAAACCCAAUCAGGUCUCCAGUAUAAGGAUUUGAGAGUUGGAAGUGGCCCCACUCCAAAGAUCGGAGAUACAGUGGUGGUUGACUGGGAUGGUUACACGAUAGGUUAUUAUGGUCGCAUAUUUGAAGCUCGUAACAAGACGAAAGGUGGUUCUUUUGAGGGGGAUGAUAAGGACUUCUUCAAAUUCAGAGUAGGAUCUCAAGAGGUCAUACCGGCAUUCGAGGAAGCUAUUACUGGCAUGUCAUUUGGAGGUAUCAGAAGAAUCAUAGUUCCUCCGGAGCUGGGAUACCCCGAUUAUGACUAUAACAAGAAAGGUCCAAGACCAACAACAUUUUCGGGACAAAGAGCUUUGAGUUUUGUGCUGAGGAACCAAGGAUUGAUUGAUAAGACACUCCUGUUUGAUAUUGAACUCCUCAAAAUCAUACCAAAUUGAAGUUCCUUUUUGCUCAACUUUCGCCACGACAAGAUUAACUUCCAGUUGGAUGAAAGAAGUAUCAUCCUAAUGAAAGACUGAUCAUUUCUUAUAGAGGUUUAAGAUGAAACACAUCAAAUUGUUGAAAGAUUCAUUCUGAAAAGCACUGUAGUAACAAUGAUGGGGUCUAAGGUACUGUUGAUAUAACAACAUCCCUUGUGUUCAAAGAUUUUUGACUGUUUCUUGUGAAAGUGAUCCUUCAAGAUAUUUUUCAUCUCUGGUUUGUGAAUAAGAUUGUUGAUUACUGUGUACUUUGGAGAA
Molecule: messenger RNA, 1152 nt
Organism: Solanum dulcamara
Lineage: Eukaryota; Viridiplantae; Streptophyta; Magnoliopsida; Solanales; Solanaceae
Product: peptidyl-prolyl cis-trans isomerase FKBP19, chloroplastic
Exons: 10
Coding region: 82-852 (256 amino acids)
Cellular component (GO): thylakoid; chloroplast
Molecular function (GO): peptidyl-prolyl cis-trans isomerase activity
Source: RefSeq, a predicted model, not a curated record